GCAGUACGGCGAAAUCGUGCGGGGAGAGUGCGGCAGUAGCUGCUCUGUUCGAGUACUGGAAUGGUGGUCACUGACUUGCACGACUCGCAGGGGUGUAGCGGGCCCAUUAGGUCUCCCCACCGAGUGGCGAGGAAUCAGAAAAGCUCCGAUGGAACUACGCCCAACGCCAUGGAUAAAUACCUCACCGAAUGGCUCGUUCAUAUGGGCGAUCGGCUCGAAGGCACACAGCGCCCAACAGCAAAGAUAUUGCAGCUUCUACGUGAGUCUUGGAUCGGUGGACUGCUGAGCCUCAGUCUGCUGAUGGUAUCGGUAGCAGAAACUCUCAGUCCCAGCGAGCAACCUUUUAUCAGACGCCUGUCCGUCCGAAAUGCCUUUCCGUGCUGCUCCAGUAUCUCGGCCUUUAUAAUCUUGACGAAAAGGAAGGACACUAUCCUUGCAGCUGUACGACACGCGAGGGACGCGGCCCGGGUUCUGUGCACCCCCGGCGAGACCCAGACUGCACUCACGGCUAACGUCCGCUGGAGCCGCUUUUUGCUGUGGCGGCUCUUCCCGCUGUACGGGGUGGCUGUAUACGUUAUGGUUCAAGUCGCCAUGUUCUACGACACCUCAAGUGUCAACGCGUGGUUGCGAAAAUACUCAGAGGUGGAGGCAUUUGGCUUACUGAAGACGCCGUUUGAGGUUGCGAGCCUGGCAUGCUGCAUGACCUCCUUGUACACCGUCCUGUUUGCUGAGCUUGCCAUCCACAACACCACAGCCACGCUCAUGGAACAACUUGGGCGACGUUUGGCAUACUACCGAGGCUGCGAAAACACGAGUCGCUCGGUGCGUCUGCAUGUCUCUCUCCUGGCGGCCUGCCGCCACGCCAACGCUAUGUUUGGCCUGUUUCUGCCCCUGUACCUCCUAGGGCACUUUGCGCUCUCAAUGCUGAGCACUGUGGUUGCCGUACGCAGCAGCGCCAGCGGUGAGGUCGACCUUCACGCCUUGUCCUGCCUGCCCUACCUGUUGGUGUUCUUUGUGCCCAUGUGCAUCGCAGGCCAGCGCGUGCAUGACGCCAGCUACGGCCUAAAGGACAAGGCGUAUGCGGGCCCGUGGCUGGAGGAGAACGUGCAGGCCCGCCGCAGUCGCCUUCUAGUAAUGGCGUCUUGCUCGCGCCCGGCGAACUUCACCGUUCCGGGCGUUGGAACCUUGGAUCUGCCCACCUGCCGCAAGGGCUUCCGGCUCUGGUUCCAGUUUGUUCAAGUCCUCAUCAACCUACAGUAGAAAGCGUGAAUUGAUUUGUACAACCAAUGCAGUGGUGAGCCAGAAUAACAUGCGCUGGCAAAGAGUUCUUUAUUACAUGACCCGUCCGUUAUUU
Messenger RNA from Frankliniella occidentalis (western flower thrips), 1354 nucleotides. RefSeq lists its product as uncharacterized. The record is from RefSeq and is a predicted model, not a curated record. Gene Ontology annotation, cellular component: plasma membrane. The transcript has 7 exons. Gene Ontology annotation, molecular function: olfactory receptor activity; odorant binding. NCBI's taxonomy places the organism in Eukaryota, Metazoa, Arthropoda, Insecta, Thysanoptera, Thripidae. Gene Ontology annotation, biological process: detection of chemical stimulus involved in sensory perception of smell; sensory perception of smell. The coding region runs from base 61 to 1260 and encodes 399 amino acids.